This is a messenger RNA of Nymphaea colorata (pocket water lily), 1464 nucleotides long. RefSeq lists its product as uncharacterized. Bases 160 to 1272 code for a protein of 370 amino acids. Lineage: Eukaryota; Viridiplantae; Streptophyta; Magnoliopsida; Nymphaeales; Nymphaeaceae. Gene Ontology annotation, biological process: biosynthetic process; conversion of methionyl-tRNA to N-formyl-methionyl-tRNA. Gene Ontology annotation, molecular function: methionyl-tRNA formyltransferase activity. The transcript has 11 exons. The record is from RefSeq and is a predicted model, not a curated record.
GUGAGUGCAGAUCGGACUCGAUUGAACUCCGGGACCAGUCGGCUCGGACUCGAAAAGCCCCGCUUCCUCACCGGCUUUUGUGGUCAUCCAUAGCUGUAGCAGCAGUAGCGGCAACAACGGUAGUAGCAGGAAGGGAAGGCGCGUCCGAGAGUGGGGGAAAUGCCGCCCUCCCCUUCGUCGCUGCUGGUUGGCCGACGCUUCUGCUGCGCAUCGGGAUUAGGUCCGAGGGGGAAGAAGGGCUUGGAUGACAAUGUCUUCAGCAAGAAGCGACUGGUCUUCCUUGGUUCGCCUCAGGUGGUGGCUGUGAAUGUUCUUGGUAAGAUUAUGGAUGCCUCACAAGCCGCGGAUUCCAUCUUUGAGUUGGUAGCAAUUGUCACUCAACCACCUUCUGCUAGGCUUAGAGGGAGAAGGCAACUUCCAUCCCCUGUUGCAGAACAUGCUCUGGACAGUGGCUUUCCUCAUCAUCUUAUUUUUACACCUGAGAAAGCUGGGGAGGAAAAUUUUUUAGCUGAUUUAAGGGCCCUAAGACCGGAUGUUUGCAUUACAGCAGCUUAUGGAAAUAUUUUGCCUAGAAGGUUCCUUGAGAUACCACAGUGUGGCACUCUUAACAUUCAUCCCAGUUUGUUGCCGUUAUAUCGUGGAGCUGCUCCUGUUCAAAGGGCUUUACAGGAUGGUGUUAAGGAAACUGGUGUUUCACUUGCAUAUACAGUUCGAGCUUUGGAUGCUGGACCGGUUAUUGCAAAAGAGAAGUUAGAAGUUGAUGACCAUAUUAAAGCACCCGAGUUGCUUUCCAUACUGUUUGAUCGAGGAUCUAAUUUAUUAUUAGGUAAAUUGCCUUCUAUAUUGGAUGGUUCAGCAAUGGAGAAAGCUGAAAAGCAAGAUGACACACUGGCCACUCUAGCACCUAAGGUGAGGUCAGAGGAAUCAUGGAUGAACUUUGAUCAAGAAGCACUGGUCUUGCAUAACAAGGUGCGUGCAUUUGCAGGCUGGCCAGGUACCCGAGCCAAAAUUCAAGUGGUUGAUAACAAUAAAAAGAUCAACACUAUAGAGCUCAAGAUCAUUACCACAAGAGUUGGUAUUCCCCACAAUAAUGACAGUAACUGCAAGCAUGAUGAGAUGUGCAUAUUUUUUGAUGGAGAAGCCUUGGUGGUCCCAUGUGCAAAUAGUUCCUUGUUGCAGGUUUUAGAGCUACAACUUCCUGGAAAGAAGGCUGUAACCGCAAAAGCGUUUUGGAAUGGUUUACGGGGUCAGCAACUGUUGAAGUCUCGGUAGCGGAAUUGCCAUUAUCUCUCUUGUGGCCAUUCAACGCGUUUAAUUCAUUAGAAUUCUUUCUCAUGAAAGUUGGAUCCUUUUUGUUCAUGUAACAGGAAAUGAUGAUUUUAUGUACUCAUAAUCCUAUAAGUGAUAAGGUUUUUGUUGUAUUUGCAAGUUUGAUUUUUAAUGGAAUGAUCAACUGGUGCGAUA